AUGAGUGCCAAAGAAGAUCUCCAAUGGAGGAUAAGGACAAGAAUAGCGAAUGGAUGUUCAACUAGAAUCUGGGAAGAUCAAAGGAUACCAAACCAAUCCCAAGGGAAACCAAUCACAGCCAAACCAGCAGAUUGCCAAGUACACAAAGUUGCUGACCUGAUUGAGGACUAUAGAUGGAACAGAAACCUCAUCUUCAAAACUUUCAAUGAGAAGGAUCCUGAAAACAUUCUCAAAAUCCCCAUCAGCAUCACAGGAAGAGAAGACAACACUUUCUGGAUGAGGAACCAAAAUGGAGAAUAUACGGUGCAAUCAGGUUACAAGUCAAUAAUGGCCAAGAAGGAACAAGAGGGAAGUGAAAGAAUGCAAGGGGCUGAAACGAGCUGCAAUCAGCGCUUGAUCCUGACAAGGAACAUCACUACCUGGUGGACAGCAUUAUCUGAAGCCAAACACAGAGUUCAAGGAAUGGAGCAUAUAGCUCUUACAACAUAUAUCCUUUGGCAAAUCUGGAAAUGCAGAAACAACAGAGAAUUCAACAACAAAGUACAGGAACCAAUGCAGGUGAUCAACAAAGCUUGGAAUGCCUGGAUGGAAUUCAACAAUGGAGUCAAAGAAGCUAGGAAAUGUAGCAUAAGUAAAACAACAGUACCACCACAAAUGAAUGGUCAAGAGGUUAGGCAAAAUCUAGAAAAUAGGCCAAGAGGAAUGCAUAUCAGGAUAGCAACUAGCUGGAACAAGGAAACAAAGUUCAUUGGAUAUGGCAUCAUAGCAGCUAACAGUAGGGGACAGGAUGUGAUAGGAUGGAAGAUGAGAGAAAGAGCAAGUGAAAGCCAACUUCAACAAAGAGCUGAAGGUGUCAAAUGGGCUCUGAUCAAAGCAGCUGAGCAACGGUGGAGGCUGGUAUGCAUUGAAGUUCCAGGUAAAGACCUACUACAGCAAAUUCAAGGAAGUAAAACAGCAAAUAUGUGGAUAGCUACUCUGAUAAAUGACAUCCGUGAACUGAGUACUAUGUUUUACAAAUGCUCAUUUUGUCUAGAAAAAUAUAAUAGGAAUGAUCUGAGUUGCCUUUUUAGUGCUCAAGCUUUGAGCAAUUAUCAUGAUUUAGAGUGGGUUAAUCCCAACCUACUAUACUAG
Messenger RNA from Coffea eugenioides, 1131 nucleotides. RefSeq lists its product as uncharacterized. Lineage: Eukaryota; Viridiplantae; Streptophyta; Magnoliopsida; Gentianales; Rubiaceae. The record is from RefSeq and is a predicted model, not a curated record. Bases 1 to 1131 code for a protein of 376 amino acids. The transcript is spliced from 2 exons. Gene Ontology annotation, molecular function: RNA-DNA hybrid ribonuclease activity; nucleic acid binding.